UUCUUUUUCUUUUUUGUUGUUCUCCGAGCGAGUGACUGAGAAGCCGACAAAAGUUUCUCCGAGCGGUUCGCGAGACCGGUAAUCUCGCCAAUUGCUUUAUUUAUUAUUCAUCAUUUCUUCUUCAUCCUCCUUUUGUGGGCGGUGUAGCUCCAAGUUGAGCGAUAAUGGCGGAGUCAAUGCCGUAAGGAAGCCUGUAUCUGGAGCCGGAAACGAGGAGCUCCCCGAGGUGAGAUUUUGAUUGCAUGCCGAAUCUUCCUCCAAUGCCGACGGAGGCCUAAAAAUGUGUUCUUUAUGUGAACUCCGUGACCUCGCCGGCGAUCGCUGCAGCUUGAUCUUUGCCAUGUGAAAGUGCCUGGUGCUCUUCUCUGGGCUGUUCUUCAAUUCCAAUUUCCACCCCUUCACCAUCUCCUGACAAACUGCAGUUUCCUUCCUCAAAGAAGUUGGUCCUCGAUCCAUUCAACACACAGACAGUCUUUCUUUAUCAGAGGUCGCAAUUCGGUCCCCCAUCUAGAAAUAAUCAGAAAAAUGAGUAGCUGAGAAUUAAUUGGUGUGCGUCUAACUUCUGAGGAGACCAUAAAGCUGUAGGAAUGGAGAAAUUGAGCUUGUGGAUUCCUCUAUUGAUCCUCCUUCACUGUCUUCGAGCUUCAGCCAUCGGCAACCUGAACUCCGACGCCCAGUUCCUCCUCGAGUUUGCUGCGUCCAUCCCUCAUGGUCCGAAGCUUAACUGGAGCGCUCAGGUCCCAGUCUGCUCCUCCUGGGUCGGUGUCACAUGUACGCCGGACGGAGGCCGCGUGCAGAGCCUCCGGCUGCCGGGGAUUGGCUUGUCCGGCCAAAUCCCGGCUGAUACACUCGGAGAGCUCGACGUGCUCGAAAUCUUGAGUCUUCAAUCCAACCAUCUCGCGCUGGAACUACCCUCCGACGUCCCUUCGAUACCUUCUCUGAGUUCUCUGUUCCUGCAACGCAACGAGCUGUCAGGAGCACUGCCUUCUUCACUCUCCUCCAACCUCACCUUCCUUGACCUCUCCUGUAACUCCUUCACUGGAGAAAUUCCGCCGGCGGUUCUAAAUCUGACUCAGCUUACGGCAUUGUACCUCGAGAACAACUCUCUCUCUGGACUGAUACCUCAGCUUCGACUUCCCAAGCUGAAGCAUCUGAACCUGAGCUACAACAACCUCACCGGGUCCAUUCCUGAAUCGCUACAGAGUUUCCCCGUUGAGUCUUUCCUGGGGAACCCUUUCCUCUGCGGCACUCCCCUACCACAGUGCUCGGCCAAAAGAAGCUUUUGGAAAACACCGAGCACGGGGAUCAUCAUAAUAGUCGCCGGCGGAGGAUCAUGCCUUCUUCUUGCACUGGUGAUGGCUGCGCUCAUUUGCAUUUCGAGGAGGAAGAGCAGGAAGCGCAGCAGCAGCACCUCGAAAGGAAAUGGCGGCGCCGCCGGCAGAAGCAUCGACAAGCUCGAGGAGUACAGCAGCAGCGUUCAAGAAGCAGAGAAGAACAAGCUGGUCUUCUUCGAGGGAUGCUCUUACAACUUCGAUUUGGAAGAUCUUCUAAGAGCUUCCGCCGAAGUUCUCGGAAAAGGAAGCCAUGGGACGACCUACAAGGCUGUCCUAGAGGACGGCGUCGCGGUGGUGGUGAAGAGGCUGAAGGAAGUAGCCGCCGGGAAGAGAGAGUUCGAGCAGCAGAUGGAGAUCAUCGGAAGCAUCGGCAAGCAUCCAAACGUCGUCCAACUCCGUUCCUACUACUACUCCAAAGAUGAGAAGCUCUUGGUCUUCGAUUACGCCCCGCUUGGCAACCUAUCCACCUUCUUGCACGGAAGGGAUGGAGCUGGAAGAACAGUACUGGACUGGCGCGCGAGGGUAGAGAUUUCACUGGGCGUGGCGCGCGGAAUCGCCCAUAUCCAUGCUCAAGCUGGAGGUAGACUCAUCCAUGGCAACAUUAAGUCUUCCAACGUCCUCCUGAUCACGCAGGAACUCAAUCCUUGCGUCUCUGAGUUCGGCUUCGCGCCGCUUCUGAGCCCUUCAAUGACUGCCCGAUCGCGAGCUGCGGGCUACCGCGCACCGGAAGUCGUCGAGCACCGCAGAUCCACGCAGAAGUCCGACGUCUACAGCCUCGGAGUCCUGCUGCUUGAGCUGCUGACAGGGAAGGCUCCGCUCGGGCGGUCGCCGGGACGCGACGACGCGGCUGUGGACCUGCCGAGGUGGGUGCAGUCGGUGGUGCGAGAGGAGUGGACGGCCGAGGUUUUCGACGCGGAGCUGGUGAAGUGCCCGGGGAUAGAAGACGACUUGGUUCGGAUGCUUCAGAUUGCAAUGCAAUGCGUGGCGAGGAAUGCCAGCCAGCGGCCGGAAAUGGAGGGCGUCGUCGGAAUGCUUGAGGAUCUGAAGGGCUCCGACUCCGAGCCCCUCCCGUCGUCGGAGAAGUCUCAGGGAUGAGAGCGCUAGCUACUCUGGGUGAUUUCGACAUGGACAGGUUUGAGUUUGAUUCUGUUCUUCAGAUUUGCUGUGCCAAAUUAUUUUCAUGGAGUGUGAUUGCAUUUUCUAUAUAUAUUUUUUUAGUUUGUUAAA
Zingiber officinale is the source of this 2561-nucleotide messenger RNA. RefSeq names its product probable inactive receptor kinase At3g08680. Lineage: Eukaryota; Viridiplantae; Streptophyta; Magnoliopsida; Zingiberales; Zingiberaceae. Bases 588 to 2429 code for a protein of 613 amino acids. The record is from RefSeq and is a predicted model, not a curated record. Gene Ontology annotation, biological process: protein phosphorylation. Gene Ontology annotation, molecular function: protein kinase activity; protein binding; ATP binding. The transcript is spliced from 3 exons.